Xyrauchen texanus (razorback sucker) is the source of this 1889-nucleotide messenger RNA. Its product is annotated as gastrula zinc finger protein XlCGF8.2DB-like. Lineage: Eukaryota; Metazoa; Chordata; Actinopteri; Cypriniformes; Catostomidae. Bases 81 to 1187 code for a protein of 368 amino acids. The transcript has 2 exons. The record is from RefSeq and is a predicted model, not a curated record.
UUUGGCUAAAACACGUUUGCAAACAAGCAGGAUUAAUUUACGGUUUAUCAACUGAAAUCUGCGAACACAUUAUUCUUAAAAUGGAGUUUAUUAAACAGGAGAGUGAAGACACGAGGGAUUCAGAACCAUGUAGAGUAAAAAAUGAAGAUACAGAGGAGCAAAUAGACCUGAUGGAAGUGAAAGAGGAAAGUCAAGAACUGACAUUGGGGGAGAAACAUCAGUAUGAGGAACCUCAUUUCAAAACUGAAGAAAAACCUUUUAGUUGCUCAGAGACUGAAAGUUUCUCACAAAAAAGACGGCGAAGAACUGGAGCCCAGGUUUUUUUCACCUGCCUUCAAUGUAAAGAAAAUUUCACAUCUAAAGAACAACUUAUGUGUCACUUUAGAGUUCACUCUGGAGAGAAGCCUUUCCCAUGCGAUCAGUGUGGAAAGAGCUUCAUUCAUAAAGCAAGCCUUAAGAAUCACAUGAGAAUUCACUCUGGAAAGAGGCCCUACAAAUGUGAUCAGUGUGGAAAGAGUUAUAUACAUAGAGAUAACCUUAAUGAUCACAUGAGAAUUCACACUGGAGAGAAGCCUUUCACAUGCCAUCAGUGUGGAAAGAGUUUCACAAUGAGAGGAAGCCUUCAGAAGCACAUGCGGAUUCACACUGGAGAGAAGCCUUUCACAUGCCUUCAAUGUGGAAAGAAUUUUACACAUAAAGGAAACCUUGAGGUUCACAAAAGAAUUCACUCUGGAGAGAAGCCUUUCACAUGCUCUCAGUGUGGGAAGUAUUUUACACAUAAAGGAAACCUAGCUGUUCACACACGAAUUCACACUGGAGAUAAGCCUUACACAUGCCCUCAGUGUGGGAAGAGUUUCACAUAUCAAGCACACCUAGUAGGUCAUAUAGAGACGCAUUCAUGUGAGAAAUUACACCGCUGUUCUCAGUGUGGCACAAGUUUCACUGAGGCAAGUCAUCUCCAAAAACACCUCAAAACUCAUGCAACUGAGAGGCCUCACAUGUGUUCUUAUUGUGGCAAAAGUUUUUUAUGGAUCCGCAAUUUAAAAGAGCACCUGAAAAUACAUACCAAUAAGAAACUUCAUGUGUGCUUUGAGUGUGGGAAAGCCUUUGCUAGAGUCGCAUGCUUGAAAAAGCAUGAAAGAAUACAUAUAGGAAAAAACAUUGUAAGUGCUCAACUCAUGGAAUGAGUUUUACAGUUUAACAAUCCUUCAAAGAACAUGCAAGCAUGCAUAAUGGAGAGAUGCCACACAUCUGCCCUUCAUGUGGAAAGAGUUUCAGCCAAUUAACUCCUCUGUCUCAAAAAAGUAUAGUACAAAGUUUUUACUGUGAGCAUGAAAUGCCACAAUUUGUGCAGGGAUGUUUUUAAUAUUUAGGAGUAGCAGUUUUAAUCAUUUUUGUGAUAGCGUUUGUCAAAUAGUGCCAGCAUCGUUUUUUUUAUUUCCUGUCCUAGUCUGAUUAUUGUGCACUUCAAAUUCCAGUCACAUUUAACUGUCCAAAUAAUGGAAUUUUAAGUGAAUAUACUGUAUAAAUGCCAUGAACGGUUGUUUAAUUUUCCAGUGUUAUUGUAUUAUGUGAGCAGUCCAAAUAAACUCCAAACAACACUAUUUUGGCUGAGAGUGUUACAAAUGUAGACUGAUUUGCUGAGGUCUCGCUCUCUUCAGUCGGUAGUGUGACACACUUGCCAAAUAAAAAUGGUGGAGGGCUGACAAACAUACCAGCUCACUGCAGCUCUCCCUCUCUUAUCCCCUGUCUCAUGGAGCUUGCUGAAAUGGCAGCAGGAGUACCACGUGAGCAUAAACAAUUGUAAUAGAGUGAUUUAGGAUUUGAUUCAUGGGGUAACUUUAACUUGUGUGACUGUGUAAUUUAUCCCCUCUAGACUUGCCUGAUGU